AACGUUCGCUUGAAUCACGCCGGAUGGACAAUUUAACUUUCAAUUUCGGUUUAACUCAGGAAAACAUGGAGUCCGUGUGACGCAGAAGUUAUUUGGUGAGAACAAACGAGUGAACUGGUGAAAAACAGAAUUUUCCAACAAGGGAACGUCGUUAAACUCCUCGACUGAAGGUUUCGGUUUUCGUCUGGCGCCGCCUUUUCUCUCCUCUCUCCUCGGCUUCCAGGCAGGUACAGUCCGUGUCGUCGGUACCGGAUCUCUGCGUCGACAUGUUGGGAGACACGGGGCCUGAGUGGUUGUCUGAGGAGGUGAAAACCGGAACAACCAUCAUCGCCAUAGAGUUCAAUGGAGGAGUCGUGCUGGGGUCUGACUCCCGCGUGUCUGCGGGAGAAUCAGUGGUGAACAGGGUGAUGAACAAACUGUCUCCCCUCCAUGACAAGAUCUACUGUGCUCUGUCAGGAUCUGCAGCAGACGCUCAGACCAUUGCAGAGAUCGUCAACUACCAGCUGGAUGUCCACAGUAUUGAGAUAGGUGACGACCCCCAGGUUCGCUCAGCUGCCACUCUGGUCCGGAACGUCUCGUACAAGUACAAGGAGGAGCUGUCAGCGCAUCUGAUCGUGGCCGGCUGGGACAGAAGAGAAGGUGGACAGGUGUUUGCAACCCUCAACGGUCUCCUGACAAGGCAGCCAUUUGCAAUUGGUGGCUCUGGCAGCUUUUACGUUUACGGGUUUGUUGAUGCGGAGUUUCGCCGGGGAAUGAGCAGGGAGGAGUGCCAGCAGUUUGUCGCCAACACUCUCUCUUUGGCAAUGAACCGUGACGGCUCCAGCGGCGGCGUGGCCUUCAUCGUCACCAUCGACGAACACGGCACGGAGGAGAAAGUCAUCCUAGGAAAUGACUUACCCACCUUCAAUCAGUGAUCAACAUAUUGAAUUAUAGAUUUAGGUAUUUGUUUUGCCCCUGACAACAUUGACUCAUUUUACUCACCCUGCUUGUAUCAAAAUGCAAAAUGAAAUAAAUAUCUGGUCACUGGACCCAGCUGAAAGUUUUUGGGAAAUACACAAUGUUCUUGAACAUUUCUGAAAUGCUGUAUAUUCAGUGAUGUGUGUCUUUGCUCAAAGCUUUAGAUCUGACAGUAAACAAGAAAUGAUUUAAAUGUUCACCCACUGAAUCAGGAAUGAGACUGGACAUGAGUCAAAGCCUUAAAUAAACUUUACAUGUGAUUUAAA
Molecule: messenger RNA, 1223 nt
Organism: Paralichthys olivaceus (Japanese flounder)
Lineage: Eukaryota; Metazoa; Chordata; Actinopteri; Pleuronectiformes; Paralichthyidae
Gene: psmb9a
Product: proteasome 20S subunit beta 9a
Cellular component (GO): proteasome core complex
Molecular function (GO): threonine-type endopeptidase activity
Source: RefSeq, a predicted model, not a curated record